AGAAUUGGAUCCUGUUUCAUCAAGAUGGUGUUGCUGGAGAGCGAGCAGUUCCUGACCGAGCUGACCAGGCUCUUCCAGAAGUGCUGGACGUCGGGCAGCGUGUUCAUCACCCUGAAGAAAUAUGAUGGUCGAACCAGAUCGAUCCCAAAGAAGGGCUCUGUGGAGGGCUUUGAGCCUGCGGAUAACAAAUGUCUAUUGAGAGCGACGGAUGGGAAAAAGAAGAUCAGCACUGUGGUGAGCUCUAAAGAAGUGAAUAAGUUUCAGAUGGCCUAUUCAAACCUGCUGAGGGCUAACAUGGAUGGGCUGAAGAAGAGAGACAAGAAGAACAAGAGUAAGAAGGCGAAAACACCACAGUGAACAGCUCUGGGUUCUCUGUUCUUACCAGUUGACCAACAGA
Molecule: messenger RNA, 397 nt
Organism: Octodon degus (degu)
Lineage: Eukaryota; Metazoa; Chordata; Mammalia; Rodentia; Octodontidae
Product: signal recognition particle 14 kDa protein-like
Exons: 1
Coding region: 25-357 (110 amino acids)
Biological process (GO): SRP-dependent cotranslational protein targeting to membrane
Cellular component (GO): signal recognition particle, endoplasmic reticulum targeting
Molecular function (GO): 7S RNA binding; endoplasmic reticulum signal sequence receptor activity
Source: RefSeq, a predicted model, not a curated record